UUUAAAAAUUGUUUAACUUUUAGUUUUAAAGAAACUUUACACUAGUAUAUAUUUUUUCAAAUUCAAGAGUACAAAGAAAAGGAUAUUUUAUAUGAAAGAGGCAUUUUUUUUGAGCUCCAUAGUUAUGGCUAUGACAGAAAAUGAAAAAGUCCGGGCUACCAAAUCUAAUGAAGAUCUUGUAACAUCAACACUUUCAGAAAUAUUUGAUAAUGAUGAAGAAAAGGCAGAAAGUUUUGAUCAGUUUGAAUCUAAUAUUCAUGUAAAUGGCAUUAUGAAGUGGAAAGAAAUAUUAAAGUCAGAUGUAAUUACUCAAGAUCAGUCAAACAUGGAUGUGGCUAGCACUGAAUCAAUCUCUAAUGUUAAUGGAUAUGUAGCUAACUUUAGUAAUUCAGAAGAAAUGAUUGAUAAGGAAGAAAAAGCUAUUUCAAAAAGUCCAGAUGGUCGUUUUUUAAAAUUUGAUGAAGAAAUUGGUCGUGGUUCUUUUAAGACUGUUUAUAAAGGUCUUGACACAGAAACUGGUGUUGCUGUAGCAUGGUGUGAGUUGCAAGAUAGAAAGUUGAGUAAAACAGAAAGAAUACGGUUUAAAGAAGAAGCAGACAUGCUUAAAACUCUUCAACAUCCAAAUAUUGUUCGUUUUCAUGACUAUUGGGAAAACAGCUUGGUAAAAAAUGGUAUUCGAGAGCGUGAGGUCAUACUUGUAACUGAGUUAAUGACAUCAGGAACAUUAAAAAUGUAUAUUCGUCGUUUCAAAGUUGUGCGAGAAAAGAUUUUUGUAAAUUGGUGCCGCCAAAUAUUAAGUGGAUUAAACUUUAUGCACACUCGCACACCUGCUAUUAUUCAUAGAGACCUAAAAUGUGACAAUAUUUUUAUUACUGGAACUACAGGAUUACUGAAGCUUGGAGAUUUAGGGCUAGCAACUUUUAAAAAAGCUUCUUUUGUUAAAAGUGUUAUAGGUACACCAGAAUUUAUGGCUCCUGAAAUGUAUGAUGAGCAUUAUGAUGAAUCAGUUGAUGUUUAUGCUUUUGGUAUGUGCAUGUUAGAAAUGGCAUCAGGUGAAUAUCCUUAUAUGGAAUGCCAAAAUGCAGCACAGAUUUAUCGCAGAGUUACUUCAGGUGUUCCCCCUGAAUCUUUAGCUAAAGUAACAUCACCUGAAAUAAAAAAAGUUAUCAUUGACUGUACAAAAAAAGAAAGAACAGAAAGGUUAACUGUCAAAGAAUUACUAGAGCAUGAUCUUUUCCAAGCUGACCAUCUACGCGUAGAACUGGCUCGUCCUAUUAAUGAAAUUUUACAAGAGAAUUUACAAAUCAUACCUUUGAGGUUAAAAGGCAUUCGUGGAUUGAAACACAGUGAAGAUGAAGUUAUUGAAUUUGAUUAUGCUAUCAAUGAAGAUGAGCCUGAACUAGUUGUUCAAGAAAUGAUAAAAGCAAACCACAUUUUUGCUGACGAUUCACUCAAAGUUUGUAAAGCUAUUCAGAAGGUUUUUGACUUUUAUCAGCAGGAAAAAGAAAAAUGGGAACUAAGUGGUAAAGAUUCAGAUCAUAAGUUGGAAAAUAAACUCUUAAAGUCGGCUUCUUUUGAAAUCAAUGAAAAUAUGUUUGUACCAAUAGAAAAUAGUUUAUCAUCAACUUCAGUUGUUCAAAAUGAAACUGUUACCUCAGAAAAAAAUACUGGAGUUUUAACAAAAGAAAAUUCAACAACUCGAAUAGAAGCAGCAGUAAAUGACACACUUAAAGAGUUUUCAACAUUUAAGAUUGAAAACGAUAAGAAUUUAACUCCAGCAUUAAAUGAGCCAGGUGUAAAUAAUUGUCCAGAUGAUACAAAUUCAUCCCAUCUUGUUGAAGGUGUCCCAAUGCAAAAAGUUUUUAUGCGAUCAUUAUCAAAAAAAGAUUUUCAGCCUCAGCUUAACUUACAUAAAGUGAAAGACAAUUCACUUGUUGAGUGCUCAUUUGAAACCUAUAAAAAUGUUAGAAUCACAUUUGAGUUUGGGAUCAAAGAAGAUGCUCCUGAAGAUAUUGCUGAAAAAAUGAUUGAACAUGGGCAUUUACUUGAAAUGAACAAGUUGUAUUUUACCACCGCUCUAAAAAAUAUUGUGGCUUCUGUAGAUAAAGGAGAUUACGUGCUGACGCAUAGUCCAGAUGAUGAAAUAAAAUCUUCUGUUAAAGUAAAUAGUGAAUUUACUGAUGGCUUUACUUCUACAACCCUCAACCCUCCAAUUACUCAAUGUUCAGACCAAAAUUUAUCUAUUUUGUUGCCUAUGGAGAAUUUAUCAAACAACAACGUUAAAAAAGAUUCAGUUGACCAAUCACUAGUAGGGCAUUUAACAGAUUUAAAUAUUUCUUGUCCAAAAAAAUUAGAACCUCCUCGUGAGCUUAAUUUGCCAUUAAACUUUUUACCUGCUGAAAAAGUGAGCACACCAGUUGGCCGCUUUAAUGUAAUGCCCAUAAGCGGAUCAGUUACUGCUUUCAACUGUUCCGAUUCCAUUCAAGAAGUACGGCCUGGUAAUAUUUGCAGUAAUCUAGAAAUUGUUGCCAACACUCAGAAUAAUACACAACAGAAUAUAUUAGAUUCGGUUCAAAAAGUUGAUUCAAAUAUAUCUACAAAAUCAGAAAUAGAAUCUGUGAUCUGUGAUCCUGCAAUCAUCCCGUCUUCAUUAAAUCUCAAAGCAAUGUCCCAUUGUAGCAGUACAGUUUUGGAGUUUGAUCCAAUUUUAUCUAACAAUGUAACCUUUUCAUCUUCUGAAAAUCCAUCAUAUUUAGAAUCAUCCCAAGAACUACCAGUGUUUGACACAAAAAGUGUCAUUCCAAUGUGUUCCCCAAGUUCUGAAGUUCCUCCAAAUAAUAUGCAAAUUAGUUGCAGAGUUUCUGAAAAAUUGGAGAAUGAUAACCAUACCACCUGCUUCUCAAAUAUUUCAGUAAAUGAAGAACGAAAUGCUGCAGAAUCUUUGAGUCUUUUAAAAAGUAUUGCUGAAACAAAAGAGAGUCUUUUACCUUCUGAUAAUAACCAGGUUGCAAAAGUUGUUGACAACCAGAUUGUUGACACUUUAGAUUUGGUUAAUGCAAACAAAGAUUCUCAGUUAGCUUCAGUUGGUCGUUUUAAUAUUAUGCCAGUUAAGGUAUCGGCAACUGUUUCAACUGUACCUUGCAGUGUUGCAGUUUCUACAUCACAAAAUAUAAUUUUACCAAUUAUUGAUAGUUCACUAGAUACUUCAAAAUCUAAAGAAAAUAUUGUUGUGAUAUCAGAGGUUGCAACAGUAAUGCAACCUUCAGCAAUAUCUACUAACAACAGUGCAGUAUUGGAAUUUGAUCCCAUUUUUUCUCAAGACACAAACCUUAUUUCUAAUUUUAACCUGCCAGUUGAAAAUUCUACCUCUUUAGGCAUUCCAACAAACAAAGAUCCUCAGGUUAAAGAUAAUUGUUUGUUGCCAGAAGCCUCUAACCUCAUGUUACCAGAUGCUACUCAACAUAUGUUGCCAGAGGUUAAUCAUCCCAUAGAAAUACCUUCACCAUAUCAAGAGGAUAGCAACAAGAUGAUUUUUUCAUUUACUAAUAAAAAGGAGUUAGCUCGUGCUAAUCGGAAAGAUAAUAUUGCACAUAAUAUCCCUCAUGAAGUCAUUAAGCUUGUUUUACACUCAGACGAAUAUUACAAGUUAAAAUUAAAACACAAAAAAGAAAGUGCGGACCUACACAGGAAACAUAAUGAAGAGAUCGCUAGACUAAUAAUGUCAUUAAAGCAUCAAUAUGAUCAGUUUUUUUCAAAUCAGCUUGACAAUCUAGAGCAUCGAGGUCAUUUCGAUGAUGAAAUUAAAAAAGAAUUGAUCGAGCCAAGGACACAAAAUGAUGUAACAGAGCCAAACGAUAAUUUUAAUGCCGAACAUGGCGCCCAAGUUGACCAAAAUAAAUGUGUUAGUGAAAAAAAACCACCAGAAAACGAAAACAAUCGUCUUCAACAAAUGUAUAUGCAGCAAUUAGACUGUAUGACGAACUCAAAUAAAUGGAAAGAUAUGAACUUUAAGUCAAAUACUAGAUCAUCUAAACCAACUCUUAACGAACUUAAGAUGAAAAGUCAAGCUCAGCAUAUGAAUAAUCAGUUAUCAGAUUCUGCCAAUGAUUCUGCAUCUCGCGAAACCAAUAAUGUUGGAAACUCAUGUUUUAAUUCGAUGGCUGCGUUAAAUCUAGCUUCUGUUCUGCACUCUUUUGAGGUGAAAGAAAAACGGCAAAAGUCACAAACUCAACCUAUUGUACCAUCUUGGAAGGUAAGUUCAGAUAAUUGUUCCUCACUCGAAGCUGUUGCGAUGAAUGCUCAUAUUUCUAAAGAAACCAUAUUUAAACAGAAUACGGAAAAUUCUACUUAAAAGAUGAAAUGGCUGGCUCUUUUACAGAAUAUUACAUUUCUAAAUUUGAAGGUUUUUAAAAUAAUAUAGGCUUUUUAAUAUAGUCAUUUUCAAACAGUUAAAAAAGGUUUCAAUAUCCUUGUGUGCCAGUUUCUUAAAAAUGUUACUUUUCUUACCUCUUUUCAAACCCAUACUUUUCAAAGUCCAAUAGAAUCCUAUUGAUUUUAGAACCCUCGUUAAAAUGAAAAAAAAUUUAAAAAAUGUUUUGAUGCGAUUUAUUAUUAAAUAAUAUUUUUUUUUUUUAAUUUAUGUUAGAAAAUGAAGCAGGUUUCAAUUUUGUAUUUAUUUUAUUUAUCAUUUAGUUCAUUGUCUAAAAUUUUAAAGGAUUUUAUAGGGCUUUCCUACCUUAUAAAGCUGUUUAGUUAAAGAUAGUUAAUCUAACAGUUACACCAUUAGAAGCGACCAUUCGAUUAUUUUCGUAAAGGUAGUGUCCAUCCUAUUACAUUUUUGAUAGUUUAUUUUCUUGCAACAUUUCUAUAGUUUCAAUUGUGUUCCCUCAUGCCUAAAAUAUCAAAAAAAUUUAUUUAAAAAUUUACUUUAAAACAACAUUUGCCGCGUGUGUUGUUGCAUUUUCAAAAAAAAUUCUUUGUAAAUUUUCAUUUCUUAAAUUUUUUUAUACAGAUAUUUUGUAAUAAAAAUUUGUGACUUUUUGCGACAACGUCGCAUUGUGUGAAUUGUUGCGACAAAGUUGCAUUGAGUAAAACUCUUUGUUUCUAACUGAUUAUUUUUUCAAACGUUUUAAACAAUUUAAAAGGUUUGGAAAAAAUAGUUUAGCUCUUUGUUUUUUUUCUACUAAAGAUGAAAAUAGUUUUAAAUUUUUUUAUAAAUCGU
Molecule: messenger RNA, 5221 nt
Organism: Hydra vulgaris (swiftwater hydra)
Lineage: Eukaryota; Metazoa; Cnidaria; Hydrozoa; Anthoathecata; Hydridae
Biological process (GO): intracellular signal transduction; protein phosphorylation
Cellular component (GO): cytoplasm
Molecular function (GO): protein serine/threonine kinase activity; ATP binding
Source: RefSeq, a predicted model, not a curated record